AUGCGUUGUCUUUCGCCCACUUUCCGUGUUCCACAGGGUGAUAACAGUCUACGAAUCUUCGCCUUUUCAAAUAACGCCAUCAGCCUUGUUGACCGGUUCCAGAGCCCCCAUCCUUAUCGCGACAUUUGCUGGAUGCCCCAAGCCGGCCUAAACUCCGCUGAAGGUGAAAUCGCCCGCUGUUUCCGUCUCUUUGUUCCCGACUCAGCCCUGGUUCUGGCGGCUAGCGGACGCCGCAGUGACUUUAGCUCCACCAAUCAGUGGGCAGAACCCGGGUCCUCCGUAUCGCCGACCGGCCAAAGCCCACCAAUCAGGAACGGC
Molecule: messenger RNA, 318 nt
Organism: Dibothriocephalus latus
Lineage: Eukaryota; Metazoa; Platyhelminthes; Cestoda; Diphyllobothriidea; Diphyllobothriidae
Source: the annotation of a GenBank genome assembly